Gongylonema pulchrum is the source of this 345-nucleotide messenger RNA. Lineage: Eukaryota; Metazoa; Nematoda; Chromadorea; Rhabditida; Gongylonematidae. The record is from the annotation of a GenBank genome assembly.
AUGUACGGAGGACAAAAUGGUACGAGCGAAUCAUGGAGUUUGCAGUUCCCCGCAAUGGAGCCUCCAGUUGCCAAUUCGCCUAAAGUUAGGACACCGGUAAGCUUUGGUGGACCGCUUACCCUGAUCGUUUUUGGAGGCGAAGCAGUGGAAGCAACCGCUUACUUUCUAAAAGAAAAUGAGCAAAUCGAGUCGAAUCCUCGUUUAGCGCACUGGAAGGUAUGCUUUGUUAUGAGUUGCUUAAAAGCAGUUUUACGAACUGGUCAUGUCCGCUUCUCCCUGUCCGUUCAGUCAUCCCUUGGCCACGUUCAUCUAUCAGACGUGAUGAUUUUGAACAAAUCAAGUUAA